Molecule: messenger RNA, 2529 nt
Organism: Gadus morhua (Atlantic cod)
Lineage: Eukaryota; Metazoa; Chordata; Actinopteri; Gadiformes; Gadidae
Gene: ywhag2
Product: 3-monooxygenase/tryptophan 5-monooxygenase activation protein, gamma polypeptide 2
Exons: 2
Coding region: 201-944 (247 amino acids)
Source: RefSeq, a predicted model, not a curated record
AAGACACCCACCUUUUCUAAACGAUGAUGCAGCCGAGAGAAAGUGAGGAGGGGGAAAGAGUGCACAGACAGCAGGGAACAGCUGCAGCUCACGGUUCGCGGAGAAGAAUCUCACUGCAUUGCGAUUAACAGAAAAAAUAGCCAUAGACUUACUUACACUCGAUCUAGAAUAACGUAAAUAAGCAAUCCAACACAUUAAACAUGGUUGACCGUGAGCAGUUGGUGCAGAAAGCCAGGCUGGCUGAACAAGCUGAGAGAUAUGAUGAUAUGGCCGCUGCAAUGAAAUCGGUAACAGAGCUGAAUGAGGCCCUGUCCAACGAGGAGAGAAACCUCCUGUCCGUGGCCUACAAGAACGUGGUGGGGGCCCGGAGGUCCUCCUGGAGGGUGAUCUCCAGCAUCGAGCAGAAGACGUCGGCCGACGGCAACGAGAAGAAGAUCGAGAUGGUGCGCGCCUACCGGGAGAAGAUCGAGAAGGAGCUGGAGGCUGUGUGCCAGGACGUGCUCAACCUCCUCGACAACUUCCUGAUCAAGAACUGCAACGAGACGCAGCACGAGAGCAAGGUGUUCUACCUGAAGAUGAAGGGCGACUACUACCGCUACCUGGCCGAGGUGGCCACCGGCGAGAAGAGGGCGGCGGUGGUGGAGUCGUCCGAAAAGUCGUACAGCGAGGCGCACGAGAUCAGCAAGGAGCACAUGCAGCCCACCCACCCCAUCCGGCUGGGGCUGGCACUCAACUACUCUGUGUUCUACUACGAGAUCCAGAACGCGCCGGACCAGGCCUGCCACCUGGCCAAGACGGCCUUCGACGACGCCAUCGCCGAGCUGGACACCCUGAACGAGGACUCCUACAAAGACUCUACGCUCAUCAUGCAGCUGCUCCGGGACAACCUGACUCUGUGGACCAGCGACCAGCAGGACGACGAGGCCGGCGAGGGCAACAACUAAAGAGGGUGGUUCGACGACUUUGAGAGAAAAAAUUUAAAAACACACACCCAACACGAAGAGCCGGUGGACUGGGGGCAGAGCGCUUUUGCCGAUGAAACUACCGCAGCAGUUGUUUAUUUUUCCAUGUGUUAAAUAGAAUGGAAAGCGAGAGAGGGGGGGAGCAGAGGUUAAAUCUUAGUUUUAGAUAUAUAUUUAAAGAGAUAUAUAUAUACACACGGUUUGAGAGAGGGUCUUGUUGAUUUUCUCUUUGACAUCUUUGCCAAAACCACUGACAUGUCAGUCAAUCAGCCUGAAGUGGUCGAUGUUGGAUUGAAAUGGCAGCCUCACACUGGCAAAUAGGAACUGGUUCUGGUCCUAAGGAGAUAAACUGCUUAGUUAGGAUUUUGCGUGACAGAGAUGCAUAGGAGACAUUUGAGAGUUAAACAUGAAUACAAAAAAAAAAGCUUGAAUGAGAAUGCCUCAAAAAAAAUAAGUUUGCGUUGGUUCCAGUGCUGGACUGAAGGACAAUAGGAAGAUGUGAGCCUUUGGUUCUGAAUUUGAUCAUACGACCCAGAGUUUAGGAUUUUAAUCUGGUCCGAAUUGACCCUGUUAUUUCUAAAUUGGAUGAAAAUAUAUUGAAGACAUAUUAAUAAAUAUUCCCUCUUGCUAUCUUUGGCAAUGUUUGGCGUUUCACCUAUUAAAUGACAUCUGUCCUAUCUAUGACAACUAGGUCACUGGAACCAUAGAUUAUUUCGGAGGUAAAGAUUGCUCAAGGCAGAGACUUAACCAUAUAAGACAGAAAAAAUUACUUAAAGCAGCUUCAGAGUUUGUGGUUUACUUCUGUGUUUGUUUUAUUAAAUGCACUUGCCUACUAUACUGUUUAUUCAGUGUAAGAUGAUAACGACAAUAAUAUCGACUAUUCAAUAUUGUGCAUGCUGGUGAUGUAUUUAUAUCCAGUAGCUUGACUUUAUUAAAUUAUACUGUGGGUGUUAAGUAUUCCUAUGAUUGAGAAAACAGGCUUUGUCUGAUGUUGAUUUCUAUUUAUGUUGGAUUCAUUUUCUGUUAUGGUUUUAAUUUGCUAUACCAAAAUGGUGUUCGUAAAAAUUGACCUGUAAUGGGAGUUGCUAUAGUGAAAUGCAAUAUGUGUAUUUAAUUUAUUAAAGAUAAAAAAAAUGAAUAGAAUAGAGAAAAACACACCAGUGAUCCCUUAAUCUCAUCUGCUGGUGUUUGUCAGAUUUGAAGUAUGGUCUUUUCGCCCAUUAAAACUGUAUUUAAGUACUUUAUUUUAUCAUGCUUUUCAGUUUCACUAAUCGUAACGUUUCCAAAUCUACCUUCCACUGAUGAAUUCAAAUCAUGGACCAUAUUUUUUUUGAUUUUAUUUAACAUAUGUAUUGUUUUUAUACCUUUCAGCUGUUCUUGAGUGGCAAAAUAUCUUGAAUGUGUCAUUAUGUAGCAGUUGCACAAGAACCUAAAGUACAGCUAUGAAAAUAAAAAACAAUAUGACAAAAUUAUUAAUGCACCAUAUUCUGGUGUGUAGUGAGUUGUUGUAAUGUCACCCAAUGGUAAACUUUGCUUUAAAUGAAAACCUUUUGGGAUAAAAAAAAAA